AUGGCGUCUCGGAAAAGGCCGUUGCCCGAAGAUACCAAGCAGGAGCAGGAGGACUUCAACAUGUGCUCUGAGUCCACGGGCGACGGGUUGUCGCGGCUUUCCCAGCUGUCGACCUACGACAUGUAUUGGCAGUGCACCGCUUACCGUGCUUGCAGCACUCUCACAGACAAGUUGCUCGGACGCUGCCGGAACACGCCUCCUAUGGAGUUCCUCCUUAGCUUGACGGAAUUUGACGGAUCGUGGUUCCAUUGCAAUCAGCGGCUCAAAGUGCACCUGCAGAAUUUCAUCGCCUUGAUGGGUCUCUUGGCGAUGGCGCUGAGUGCUGACGACGAAGGAGCCUCUGCCGACCUGAGCUCGCCCAGCUCGUCCCAGCGGUCUGUACCCUCGAGAGAGGCUGAGGAAGCUCCAUUUCCGAGCAUGGAAAAUCUGGCGCAACCGCAAGUUCCGCAAGUUGACAUGCAAGCCUCUGCCAGUGCAUUUAUCACGGAGCCGGAGCUUUCAAGUUGGGAGGAUGGCACCACGGAUGGAGCUUCGCAAGAGGAGGGCUUGGAGACGGGAUCCCUGCAUGCCAGCUUCAGUGCAAGUGAGUCGCAGGACCUUCAUGAGGACCUUCAGAAUAGACUGCUGGACAGGCUGUCGUUUGGCACGGGCGUUGAGGUGCCCGAGAUCGGUGCAGGACGACGUCCGAAGGUAAGAAGCCAGCCGCGACGUGCUUAUCGGAUCACACCCGGAUGCUCCGUGGAGGGAACAACGGGACAGAUGAUGCCUGAGCUGAGUUUGCCAGAAUGGCCUCCAGCAAACCUUACUUCUUCAUCUUCUGCAUCUGCAAGUUCGAGCUCCGAAGGCCCCACUGAUCCUCACAUGGCGCAGCUUGCCACUUACUUGGAAGAUCUAUUGGAAGAGGACGAGCAGGAUGAGGCCGAGCAGGAUGAGGCGUGA
Symbiodinium sp. CCMP2592 is the source of this 939-nucleotide messenger RNA. Lineage: Eukaryota; Dinophyceae; Suessiales; Symbiodiniaceae. The record is from the annotation of a GenBank genome assembly.